AUGGCCUGGGAAGAUGACUCCGACUCAUAUCCCAUGAACCAUUGCAAUUUCUAUGGCGCAAGUCAAAACGCUUCACUGGAGGAUAUCUUCCUCCAUGUACAAACCCACUUCCCCGAGGCCCGUAUGCUGACACUCGAAGGAGGCCAUUGCAAAAAGCCACCAUUGAUUCGUCACUUCAACAACGAUCCCUAUGGUUGGUCGAAUACGCAGUCUCUCGCCGUCCUCCCGAAUAUUCAAACUUUCGUUAUGCGUGGCGCCUGGAAUAUCAUGCGGGAUUAUCAGCACUGGAAAAAUAUGGCCGAAGCUCUGCCGUCGAUCCGGGAAUGGGACUGCGCAUAUGCGAAACCUAAGAUUGAAGCUUACGAGACGAUUGCUGGGAUUCUGAUUCAGCUGCCUCCGACGCUUGCGCAUGCGAACAUUAGCCUGGAUGGAUUUUACAACAAAGGUCAUGUGCAUAACCUCUGGCCCAGCGAUGAAAUGAACCCGCCACAUCUUUGCAAUUUGCUCGGUGAAGUUGCUCCCCGGCUCGAGUCCCUCACAUUCACCGGCAAGAUCUGCCAUUGUUUCUUCCACGGCAUGGCCAACUUUGCGAAUCGAGCUUCCAUGUCUAGACUCAAGUCUCUGGAUCUGGUAGUCAAGUCCUGCUGCCGAGACCGGCGAUUACAACCAGCGUUUCCCUUCUUUGACGAGGUAUCUGGAAUCACGAAUAUUAAUUUUAUCCGUUCAUUUGAGAAACUUGUCGCCGCUGGCGCGGACUCUCUGGGUGCACAUCGAUCGUUGGAGUACGUCCGUAUCCGAUUCAUCGAUCUGGACUCCGCCUGUCCACUUCUCAACCCUUACUUCCAACUAGUGAACAAUCAGUGCACUGGUAUUUGGAGCGAUCGCAUCCUUGAGAACCUUGCAGAAAGCCGUCCACAAGCUCGUUAUGCCGAGCUUACUGAGGGUAUCUACCCGCAAUACGGGCCUAACCACCAAAUUGUUGGGGCUGUAUUUCCACGGGCCAGGCCGUUUGCUAUCUAUGCCGCCAACUAUCGAAUUAUAGCCGAUGCAACUAAAUUCUAG
Messenger RNA from Aspergillus chevalieri, 1062 nucleotides. RefSeq lists its product as uncharacterized. NCBI's taxonomy places the organism in Eukaryota, Fungi, Ascomycota, Eurotiomycetes, Eurotiales, Aspergillaceae. The record is from RefSeq and is a predicted model, not a curated record. Bases 1 to 1062 code for a protein of 353 amino acids. The transcript has a single exon.